CCCAUGCCCAGCAGCGUUCCAUACUUAAAUUAUUUCAGCCGGUAUGUUCGAAAUUCUACCAAAAUGGCCCAAGCACAGGAAUUAAAAGCAGUUGUGAAGGAGACAUUGGAGAACAAUGGUGUCCUGGGAGAGAUCAAGGCCAGGGUUCGAGCUGAGGUCUUUCACGCCUUGGAUGACCCAAACCAGAGGAAACCACAGCUAAGCAAUGAGAACAUGCUCAUCAAUGAGCUCAUCAGAGAGUAUCUAGAGUUCAACCGUUAUAAAUACACAUCAUCUGUACUCCUAGCAGAGUCUGGACAGCCCACCACACCUUUAGAUCGUGAAUUCUUAGCAAGUGAGCUCAACCUAGUGGAAGAUAGGAAUACAGCUGGCAUCCCUAUGUUGUAUGGGAUACUAUCACACUUCAUCCAUGGCCAAGGCAAAGGUUCCUCCCUGAAUCCCAACCACCAAUCAUCAUCAUCUUCAUCAGUAGAUCCGUCUCACUUGAGAUCCCUUCCAGUCAGGACAGACAGUCACAGAACAACAAGAUCAGAUAUCCUUCAUCAUUCUGACGUGAGAGUAGGAGAGGCAUUCACCUUUAGCAACAAGCACAGAUGAUGUGAACUGGUCUCACAGAAUGUCACCUUAGAUCAAAAGACAGUUUUUGUAUUGGUCUGUAGAUGAACAUAACACACUCCUGAUGAUCGGAGCUCUUCACAUCAAUCAGUGACAUGGAAUGAAAGACUUUUCCUGCUGAUUUUACCAAUCAGCUUUACCAUUCCCAUGCCAGAUAAUCAGAGUCGUCGGUGAAGAUUAUCCUUCUUCAGAUGUGCCACUAUGCCCAAGAAAUUUUUUCAUGCCAUUUAAAGGUAAAGAUAAGUUCCGGUCAUGCGAUUGCAUUGUGAAAGAAGCGUUGUGGAAUCGAUCAGAAAAGGUUGAUCAUCUGGCAUAUAAGUA
Strongylocentrotus purpuratus (purple sea urchin) is the source of this 936-nucleotide messenger RNA. RefSeq names its product lisH domain-containing protein FOPNL (gene cep20). The transcript has 5 exons. The record is from RefSeq and is a predicted model, not a curated record. The coding region runs from base 4 to 597 and encodes 197 amino acids. NCBI's taxonomy places the organism in Eukaryota, Metazoa, Echinodermata, Echinoidea, Camarodonta, Strongylocentrotidae. Gene Ontology annotation, biological process: cilium assembly; microtubule anchoring. Gene Ontology annotation, molecular function: protein binding. Gene Ontology annotation, cellular component: motile cilium; ciliary basal body; centrosome.